Messenger RNA from Emiliania huxleyi CCMP1516, 801 nucleotides. RefSeq lists its product as hypothetical. Gene Ontology annotation, cellular component: cytoplasm; ubiquitin ligase complex. Bases 1 to 801 code for a protein of 266 amino acids. Gene Ontology annotation, molecular function: protein binding. The record is from RefSeq and is a predicted model, not a curated record. The transcript has a single exon. NCBI's taxonomy places the organism in Eukaryota, Haptophyta, Isochrysidales, Noelaerhabdaceae.
AUGUGCAGUCCUACCGAUGUCGUGUGCGUCGACGGCUGGCUCUAUGUUGUCGAGCCUCACACAGUCCGCUGCGUGUCCCCGACACAUCACGUGACGACCAUUGCAGGGGCACACAAUUCUUCGGGCUACAAGGACAUGGUAGGCACGGACGCGCGCUUCCACAAUGGUUCUACUGGACGCAUCACCUCCGACGGAAGAGGUUUGGUCGUGCUGACUGACAUCAACAAUAAGCGGCUGCGCUCGUUUCGAGUGCGCAUCGAGUCGUCAGUGGAGAUCCCGCUGUCGACGCUCCAGGCGGACCUCGAGGGGCUGAUGAGCAACGAAGACGCCGCGGACUUCAAGAUCGUCGUCGAGGGCAAGACCUUGUACACGCUGCGCGGGCUGCUCACCACUCGGUGUGCCCACUUCAGAACCAUGCUCGCCUCGGGCUUCAGCGAAUCCACCAGCGAUGAGAUCACGCUCACCGAAGAUAGCUUUGAGUCGGUGCGCGCCGUGCUGCUGUUCCUGCAUACCGACCGCCUGGAGGUCGACGACGAGCACGCCGUGGAAGUGCUGCGCCUCUCGAUGAUGUGGGAGCUGCCGCGGCUGCAGUCGUUGGCGCAAGAUUCAAUCACCCGCCGCGUCACGGCAAGCUCGGUCUGCGCGUUUCUCAGCGCGGCCAAUGCGCAUGAUGCGCCCGGGCUCCGCGCCUUCUGCGUCCGCUACAUCGUGCUCAAUUUCGGGUCGGUUCAGGCGAGCGGGAAUUUUGCGUCGCUCGACAAAGAGCUCCUAUGCGAGGUGAUCCAGAGCAUUCGCAUCUGA